Molecule: messenger RNA, 4999 nt
Organism: Cebus imitator (Panamanian white-faced capuchin)
Lineage: Eukaryota; Metazoa; Chordata; Mammalia; Primates; Cebidae
Gene: B4GALT6
Product: beta-1,4-galactosyltransferase 6
Exons: 8
Coding region: 682-1716 (344 amino acids)
Biological process (GO): glycosphingolipid biosynthetic process; carbohydrate metabolic process
Molecular function (GO): UDP-galactose:glucosylceramide beta-1,4-galactosyltransferase activity
Source: RefSeq, a predicted model, not a curated record
CCUGGCCUGCGCUCAGCUCCCGCGGCGGCCGUGGGGCGCCGGGGCCCGGCGCGGCAUGAGGAGGAGGCGGCUCAGUGCAGGCGAGCGCCCGGCUCCUCGGCCCCCAGGGCCCCCGCGGGCCCCCUCGCGUCGCGCGCGCCGGUUGCGGCCCCGGCGCCCACGCUAGCCCCGCGCAGGCACGAGACGCCGCGGCCCGGAGCAGGAGGCGGCGCAGGCCUGCGGAGAGGACGCGGGCGGUCGGGACCCUGAGCGCGGGGCUUCGCGGCUGGACCCCACCGGGCACGGGCAGCGGAGCCGGGCGUGCUGCAGUUCUCUGCCCCUCUCCGCAGGGGCGCCGCGGCGCGCAGCCUGCGCCUCUCCGCACCUGCAGCCCCUCCUCCCGCCGCUGCCUGGCGGAGAAAACGCGCCUCCUUGCCCUUCCCAGGCCUCCUCGGAUCCCCCCGUCCCUUCUCCCUUCUCCGCCUCCGCGCCUCCCCUCCCCCGACUCUCGGGCUUCCCAUUCAUUCCAUCCGCUCCUUCCCAUUGCCUCCUUUCCGCUCGGUCCCUGUCCCCAGAGCCUCCCCGCGUGGACCCCGCUGCAGUGUCGGGGUUCUCAGCACAUUUAUGGAAGUUUAGGGCCUUGACAGUGGCCCCGAGUCCGGCCUAAGAGCGCAGCUUGGGCUGCUUGCCGGGAAGAGGAAGAUGUCUGUGCUCAGGCGGAUGAUGCGGGUGUCCAAUCGCUCCCUCCUCGCCUUCAUCUUCUUCUUCUCCCUCUCUUCGUCCUGUCUGUACUUCAUCUAUGUGGCCCCGGGCAUCGCCAACACAUAUCUCUUUAUGGUACAAGCUCGAGGUAUAAUGUUGAGAGAAAAUGUGAAAACAAUAGGUCAUAUGAUCAGACUGUACACAAAUAAAAACAGUACGCUCAACGGUACAGGAGGAUUCCUCAAUGUCAAUGUAAGUGAAGUCAGUUUUGAUGAAAUUCAUCAACUCUUCUCCAAGGAUUUAGAUAUCGAGCCAGGGGGUCAUUGGAGGCCAAAAGACUGUAAACCCAGAUGGAAGGUGGCAAUUCUCAUUCCUUUCCGUAAUCGCCAUGAACAUCUUCCAAUUUUUUUCUUACAUCUGAUUCCAAUGCUCCAGAAACAAAGGCUGGAAUUUGCCUUUUAUGUCAUUGAACAGACUGGCACACAACCUUUUAAUCGUGCGAUGCUCUUCAAUGUGGGCUUCAAAGAGGCCAUGAAAGACAGUAUCUGGGACUGUGUAAUCUUCCACGAUGUGGAUCAUCUACCUGAAAAUGACCGGAACUAUUACGGAUGUGGAGAAAUGCCACGUCAUUUUGCUGCAAAGCUGGAUAAAUACAUGUAUAUUCUUCCAUAUAAAGAGUUUUUUGGUGGUGUAAGUGGGCUGACAGUGGAACAAUUUAGAAAGAUCAAUGGUUUUCCUAAUGCCUUCUGGGGAUGGGGAGGAGAAGAUGAUGACCUUUGGAACAGAGUUCACUAUGCUGGAUAUAAUGUAACCAGACCAGAGGGAGACUUAGGAAAAUACAAGUCAAUUCCUCAUCACCAUAGAGGUGAAGUCCAGUUUUUAGGACGGUAUAAACUACUAAGGUAUUCCAAGGAGCGUCAGUACAUCGAUGGGUUGAACAAUUUAAUAUAUAGGCCAAAAAUACUGGUUGAUAGGUUGUAUACAAACAUAUCUGUAAACCUCAUGCCAGAGUUAGCUCCAAUCGAAGACUAUUAAAAGAAGUGGCCCUCAUGGCAACAUAGACCACAAUGCUGGAUCAUAAAUUUGGAGUGCACUCUUAGUGGACGUCAGUGAUUGGCUGUGUCACAGUGCCCCCUUUUCUGAGAAGAGCCAGCUGUCCUCAAUGUUUACAGAGUGGGAAUAUACAUACAAUCACCCUUCUCUCACCUGUCCUCCCUGCUCUGAGACAUGCCCCGACGGUGAGCACCGCAGAAACUAGAAGCCACUACUUAAGAUUGGAAGUUAAGAGAGCUCCCUAUGAAGAGAAAAUUUUUAUACUAAAUCUAUAAUUUAAUUCAAGAGAAUGCUUUUAUUUCCAUUUAAACAUAUUUUGUAUAUAUGUGAUAUAAAUUAAGGUGUGCAAAUUGUUAAAAAAUAAGAUGUGUUGCAAUUUUGCAUGUAAUUGGUUAUACCUUUAUUGGACUUUUAUAGACAUUUUUUAUUUGCAUGAAAAAAACCUCACUAAAUUUAUGCCACUAAACAAAGGUUAACCCUUGUGUGAAAUGAAGGAACUGUCAAUAAUUGACAGCCAACUAAUACAGUAAACUGUUAUACUAGUUUUGAGCUUUAGACCUCAGCCUUUUGUGUGGAAGAAGUCACAGCUUUCUUAGGCUUUAAAGGGAAAGAAGAAAAGACUUAAACAGCUUUUCUUCCUACCAGUAUUACCUAUGUUUUUCCUUGCUUGCAGUCUCAUCUGAUUUUGCUAGAAAUCACAACCAUAUUGUUUAUGCAUAUUGCAUGAGUAUUACCAAGAAAAUCUUAAAAGUUGUGAUGUGACAUGAUAUAAAGGACCUCUUUAUGUUAAAUGUCUUUCAUGUACCUCUGGUGUGUCAGGGAUUUUGUGCCUCAAAAAAUGUUUCCAAGGUUGUGUGCUUAUACUCUGUAUUUUUUUUAAAUUCACAGUGAACAGCACUUUUAUUAUUUCCAGUUUAGAAGAGCCAAAAAAAGUAUCUUCAUUUAAAAAGAAAUCAAGUCAGCUUUUUUUAAAAGAAUGAUCUAUGGAAGAAAACCCAAUAGUGCUUAUAAUAUACAAAUGAAUUAUACUAUUAGAUAAGAAUUAAAUGUUCUAUUUUUAUGAAGAUAAAUACUUAGCAGAUAAAAACAUAUUUUAAGUUUAGUUCUCAGGCAUAGAAUUUCGCUUUUGGAGGGGACCCUUGAAUGUUAGUCAGUUUCAUUCAAACUAUAUAUAUAUAUUUUUCACUUUUAAGAGAUUAUAUAUCUGGUGUUAAUUACUAAAAUUUCCUUUCUAAAAGUAUAAUUUAAUUAUCUUAAAAUACAUGAUCAGUUAUUAAGUGCACUGAUACUAUAAUGUCUUCUAUAUGUAGUAUCUUGUAUGUUUCCAUGAGUGUCAGGGCUUUGUCCAGUUGUCUUCAUAUGACAGUUCUCUGAAAAAGGGUCUUACUACCUGAUACCAAGUACCUAUCUUAAUUUUGGAUGAAGUUUUCCACAGCAAAGCCAAACAGUGUUCUUUUUUGAAAAUUAGCAGUUAUAAAGAUUCUUUAAAAUAUCUUGAUAUUUUCACAAAUUUAAAACAAGAAAAUAAAGUAACUCUUCGACAACAAUAGGAAUCUAUAUGUGAGAGAGAUUUGUAUAAUAUUUGCCUCAAGGAUUGUUUACCUGAAACAGAACUAUGGUUAUUUAUCUCAGAUUGUAAGUUUUAUUUUGAAUGGCAAUAUUGAUAACACAAAUGACCACAAAAUAAAUUAGAAAAUAAUUGAAAUUCUUACACUUUGAGAAAAUGGAUAGCGUCUCUGUUAUGAUACCAAACAAAAUAUUUUCACAUUUAUUUAUUAGAAAUAUUUCCAAAAUAUUUAUCUUUUGUGGUACUCAAAAUAAUGAAAAAUCAAACUUUCUGAAAAUUACAAUAUUUAUAGCUUAUUUGUGUAUCAGUUCAUUUUCUGUGUCUAUUACUAAUGUAGUUUUAAAAGUCAAACUGGGAAUGUUAACAUUUGUUGAUCACUAAUGUGAUAGGGGUGUAAUUAACCCAAUAAUACUGAAAUAGUGGUGGGGAAAAUUAGGACUGUUUCUGAGUCUUACCAUAAAGGAAACACUUUUUUCUCUUUUUAAUAUGGAGCUGUCCACAUUGGUAUCUUUUCAUUUUUAUAUGCAUUUUACAAUUUCAAGGAAAUUUAGUACUACUAGUAUCUGCCUUAUUUUCUUAAGUGUGACGUUAAUUUUUGUUUCAGGAGUGAGAUAUAAACAUUUUGCUUUUUUUUUUCAGUUUUGAAUAUGGUUUGUUAUCCUGUGAAAACACUCAUUAGUUUGCUUUUUGUUUGGUUUGCUUUUUUAGUGUAGACCUAAAAUUAUUUUUGCCUAUAAACAGUGACCUUAAUGUGUUUCUGUAAGAUUGACAGAGCUGUGCCCAGUUAUCUUCAUUGUAUGACAAUAAAUCUAUUACAUAAAGAUUAACAAUUACAUUGCAAAUGCAAACUAUCUUCUUUAUAGUAUGUUUGGAGGAUUUAUUAAUGAGCAUAUAUUGAUUGCCUUUUCCAUAUCAGUGCAAUGCUAGGUAUGUCCAUGGAAAGAGUAUUAUUCAUUUCUAAACAAAUGAGGUCAAGAAAAUUGAGAUCUUUCUGAAAUUAUGAAGACAUCCUCUGAUAACUUAUCUGUUGUAUUUCCUAGUCUCAAAGUCAGGAAACCUGUAUAUGUGGACCUGGAGCUAAUAGGAGGUCCCUAUGGCACUAACUGGGAAAAUUACAUGGUGCUUUUCAACUACAGAAGGAAGUAAUGAUUAAUAAGCCUGUCUGUAAAGAAGAAAAGGGGAAGAGUAUGCAUUUGCUGUAACAUUGUAUCUAAUUCACAGUGGCGAUAGUUAAUUCUUCACAAAAACUAGGGUUUUAUGAGGAUUUUUAAAAUUUACAUUUAAAUUUUUGUUUUUGUGAAAAGGUAUUCAGUAAAGAUUAUAAUAUUAAGUAAAUACAGUUAUGUUUUAAAAACUUGAUUAUAUACCCUUUCCCAGCCAAGAUACUUAUACCUAUUCUGAAACAAAAUGGAAAAAUGUCCAAUACAAUAUUUUCUUUCUGGAGGCUUCCUACAAGUGAAAGCUGAUUUUGUGUCAUUUUAUUUGGCCUUUGCUUGUCUUUGAUGUAUUUCUUUAUGUAUUUUUCAAAUAAAUACUACUAUAGAUUUAUUGUCUUGGAUUUGCAAGUAUGCCUGUUGAGAGAACUGAACUGGUCAUAGUAUUUAUCAGAAAGAGGAAGUGUACUUAAGAUUAUUUUACUUAUUUAGAUGAAAGGCUUCUAUAUAAAUGCACUGAAAUAAAUGCUAGUAAUUUCUUGUA